Musa acuminata subsp. malaccensis (wild Malaysian banana) is the source of this 1877-nucleotide messenger RNA. Its product is annotated as tRNA dimethylallyltransferase 9. Gene Ontology annotation, biological process: tRNA modification; cytokinin biosynthetic process. NCBI's taxonomy places the organism in Eukaryota, Viridiplantae, Streptophyta, Magnoliopsida, Zingiberales, Musaceae. Gene Ontology annotation, molecular function: tRNA dimethylallyltransferase activity. The record is from RefSeq and is a predicted model, not a curated record.
GAAGGAUGCGGUUCGAGUUGACACCGUUGGAUACGCCGUCGAAGUCGAGUCGGUGUUGGGUUCGUAAUUUUGCUGCGACGUGCAUCGCCCGUUUGGAGCGCUCUUCUUCGCUUCUCCGGUUCGCCGCCUGGCUAACGGAUAGGGUUGGGUUCCCAUAACCCUACCGCGGGGUACCGGAGAAGGCGAUAUGAUCCGACGAAUAGGUGCGCACCAAGCAUUCGAUGAAAUGCCUACCACCCUUCGGUGCUCAAUGGUGUGAAAAGAUUUCCUGUCUAAUAUACUGUAGACGUUCUUCCAGUUACAAGAACGGGAUUCGGGUUGCCUUCGUGGGGCACGAGGCCGGCAUCGAGCUUGCAGAUGGAUCUUCCUCUCUGUUCACCUCUGAGACUAACCCCGACGGCUCGGUUCCCACCAUCGAACACAUUGAGGGCUACUUGCUCCGUCUCCGGUUCGACGAAGAAGAACAGAGUCAUCGUGAUCUCCGGCCCCACAGGAGCGGGAAAGAGUAGGCUCGCAUUAGAGCUAGCGAAGGCACUCGAUGGGGAGAUCGUUAGCGCUGAUUCCGUGCAAGUGUACCGUGGACUUGAUGUCGGAUCGGCCAAGCCUUCUACGUGGGACAGAAACGAAGUGCCUCAUCACUUGAUCGACAUCUUGCAACCCUCGGACGAUUACUCUGCCGGGCAGUUCUUUGAGGAUGCCAGGAGAGCAACCGAGGGCGUUGUAGGAAGAGGCCGAGUCCCAAUUGUUGCCGGAGGGACUGGACUCUAUCUAAGAUGGUACAUAUAUGGAAAGCCACACGUUCCAAAGGCGUCGUUCGCGAUUUCGAACGAAGUAUGUGCAGAGCUCAUGGAAUUGCAGAACAGUAAGCAGUGGGAUGCAGCUGUGGAUUUAGUGGUCAAGGCCGGUGAUCCAAAUGCUCGGUUUCUGCCCACAAAUAACUGGUAUCGGUUGCGGCGUAGUCUCGAGAUCAUCAGGUCCUCUGGAAUGCCUCCUUCAGCUUUCAGUGUGCCGUAUGAUUCAUUUCGCCAGCGUCUUGAUUCGAGAGCAUCGCACACCUCAGUCGUCGAACACCUACCUGAUGCAAACAGCUCCCUGAACACCGCAAAGGACCUGGAUUACAACUUCAUUUGCUUCUUCCUUACGGGCCCGAGAAUUGAUCUGUAUAGGUCGAUCGACUUGAGGUGCGAAGACAUGCUGAUGGAAACCGAAGGGCUUCUCUCAGAAGCCUCGUGGCUGCUUGACAUUGGCCUUCAUCCGAACAUGAAUUCUGCGACUCGAGCAAUUGGGUACAGGCAAGCCAUGGAGUACCUGCUGAGCUGUAGGGAACAAGGAGGAAGAAGCACUCCUGAAGAGUUCCGUGCAUUCUUAUCCGAAUUCCAAAAAGCAUCUCGAAAUUUUGCAAAGAGGCAGAUCACAUGGUUUCGGAAUGAGCUUAUCUAUUACUGGCUUGAUGCCUCGAGACCAUUCGAAGAAGUCAUCGAUUUCAUUUGUGAUGCGUACCAUGAUCAAACGGGGAGAUUGGUGGUGCCCGAGUCGCUUAAAAUGAAGAAACACACCAAUGGGCGACAGGAAACCUACGAGUUGAAGUCCUAUCGAGCACAAGUUAAGCUGUUUAGCCGCGAUCAAGAUUGCGAUCAUGUUAUGAAUUGGAUCAGAAGCACCCAGCGUCGUUAAGGUACGAGUUUAUGAGAAAUUGAUAAGUCAGUGUUUUCGCCUUUCUGUCAGAGUAUGUGAGUUAUCUUGUCAAUUGAAUUUUGUCAACCAGUUAGAAAAUGCAUGCCAGAAUGAUUUUGUUAGUGUGAUUAAUGAGGUUCUUAUGCUUUAGUAGUAGUGUGGUAGUGAUGUCCAAUAUAUUUCUCAUUUAGUCACUGCCAUCU